Molecule: messenger RNA, 804 nt
Organism: Paramecium sonneborni
Lineage: Eukaryota; Ciliophora; Oligohymenophorea; Peniculida; Parameciidae
Source: the annotation of a GenBank genome assembly
AUGAACUCUGGUAAACCAAAUUUUUAAAAAAGAAAAGCAAGUCUAAAACCAUAUGUUUAUCCAAGAUGUUAUGAUUUUUCGGAAACUUUUGAGAAAGAAAUGAUCAAAAAAAUCUAAUUUUUUAACUCUAACUUAAGAGUAUCUCGAAGAUAAACUGUUGCUGAAACAUUUAGAGACUCAGAAGAAUUGGGAUAAGAAUAUACACAAUAAUCAAAGUAAAAUAAAAUCGAUGAUGAAAAUAAGACAAGAUUAAGUUUGUAUUCAAGGAUAAACAGACUUAAGUCUUUUAUCAGUGAUAGAUCCAAGCCUAAUUCUUAAACUGAUAGAAUCUCUCUUGAAGCAGAAUAAAUAUGUUUGUCAAAGAGUCUCAUCUGUUAACAUAACUCUUAAAAUUCAUAUUAAAGAUUAAAAAAACUAUACUAAACAGAACUGAAAUCUAGUGUUUAAUCAGUUGAAAGAAGUAAUGAUUGUAAUUAAACAAAUCUCUCUAAAUCUAGGGAAAAAUGUAAAAAAAGAGUAUCUCUUUAACUGAUGGAUGCUACAUGUUUUCACAACUGCUCAAUAAAUGAAAAUUAACUCUAAGAAAGCAAAGGCUCAGUAGAUUAGAAUGAAUUGAAUAAAUCGUCAAGGGCAAACAGUUUUUAAAGAGCAAAUUCAACUAAAAAAAAGUAGAAUAGUGUAAAUUUUAGGAAUCAAACUAAAAAGUUAAAUUUUAGCCUUUUCACAAAACUUUAAUAACUCAAAUAAAAAAAGCAAGACUAAAGAUUGUCAUUUAUGGUUUUUGCAGACUAUCAAUAUUUCUGA